Molecule: messenger RNA, 1587 nt
Organism: Tachyglossus aculeatus (Australian echidna)
Lineage: Eukaryota; Metazoa; Chordata; Mammalia; Monotremata; Tachyglossidae
Product: zinc finger protein OZF-like
Exons: 4
Coding region: 1-1404 (467 amino acids)
Biological process (GO): regulation of transcription by RNA polymerase II
Cellular component (GO): nucleus
Molecular function (GO): RNA polymerase II cis-regulatory region sequence-specific DNA binding; DNA-binding transcription activator activity, RNA polymerase II-specific
Source: RefSeq, a predicted model, not a curated record
AUGAUUGCCGUACUGCAUUUGGUUCUUCAGCCCACAGAAGAAGAAGAACAGGGACAGAUGGAGGUGACUUUUGAGGACGUGGCCAUCUUCCUGACCCAGUGGGAAUGGGAGAGCCUGGCAGACGCUCAGAGGGAGCUCUAUAGGACCGUCAUGUUGGAGAACUACAGACAUCUACGUUCAGUGGGAGCCGGGCAGCCGAAGCCUCAGUGUAUCCGCCAACUGGAGAAGGGGGAAGACCCAUGGUUUCCCGAACCUCCAUCUCACCACAGAUGGAUUUUCUCCGAAGAGGCCUGGUCAGAAGAAAUCAGGAAAGAGCAAAUGCCCAAUACAGUGAUUGCAGAACCCCAUGGAAACGUUUCCCACCAUCCUCCAAGGGGAAGGUCCUUGGAGAAUCAGUGGGGAUCUAGGAGGAAACGAGACCGGCCGGUAGAGAGGAGGGAGCAGCAGAAGCCAAUGCCCAUGGAAGAGGAGCCCUUUGAGCAUCUUGAGUGUGGGAAUCGAGAAAAUUUUACCACGCGCAUGAGGUUGCGCACUGCAGAAGAGCCCUAUAAAUGCAGUGUGUGCGCCAGGGAAUUCAGACGGAAGAAACUCCUCACUGCCCACAUGAAGGUCCACAGUGAAGAAAAACCCUUCCAAUGCUCGGAGUGCCAUAAGAAGUUUAAGACCAAAGGAACUCUUCAAGUUCAUAUGCGGCUGCACAUGGGAGAGAAGCCCUUUGAAUGUCUUGAAUGCGGGAAGACCUUCAGCGAGAAGGGCACUCUGUUGAGGCUUGAGAGGAGUCACCAAGGCAUCAAACCCUAUGUGUGUCUCCACUGUGACAGAAGAAUCAGCGAUAAGGACAGUGUCAUUGCCCACAUGAGAAGCCACACUGGAGAAAGACCCUUUCAAUGCCCAGAGUGCCAGAAGACCUUUAAAAUCAAAAGAACUCUUCGAGAUCAUAUGUGGUUGCACACGGGAGUGAAGCCAUUUGAAUGCCUCACAUGCGGGAAGACCUUCUUCCAGAGGGGCACUCUUAGGAGGCAUGAGAGAUAUCACAAAAGCCUCAAACCCUACGUGUGUCUCCAGUGUGAGAGUCGCUUCAACGAGAAGCACUGUCUCGUUGCCCAUAUGAGAGUCCACACUGGAGAAAGACCCUUUCAAUGUCAGAAGUGCCCGAAGAACUUCAAGAGUAGUGGAAGUCUUCGUAAGCAUAUCCUGGUGCACACAGGAGAGAAGCCCUUUGAAUGUCUCCAGUGUGGGAAGGCCUUCCUACAUAAGAGCAGUAUGAUGGCGCACAUGAGGAGCCACACAGCCAUCAAACCCCAUGUGUGUCCCCAUUGUGAGGAAAGCUUCAAAUUCAAAUGCCAGUUGGCGGCCCACAAGACAGUUCACGCAGGGGAGAAGCCUUGUGAACGCCCUCAGUGAAAACUUUCAGCUGGACGGGGAGUCUACCUGCCCUCAAGAGUAUCCACAACAGAAAAAGAUGUAGGCCCCGGGAGCAGCCAGGAUACUCCAUCGCUGCUGCCAGGAUGGUGGUGCCUGACUUUGUGAACUGAUUCCCUCAUUCUCCAGCAUGUUCGCUGUACUGCAAGGAAAGUUGUCUGUAGC